CGCGUCAACACCCGUGGCAGCGCAGACAGCAAUGGACCACGUCUUCCGCGAGCAAGCCGAGAAAAUGGAGACGCUCUACAAGGAGAAGCAUGACGAAGCUGAAGGACUGCGGCGCCAGCUCAUCGAGGCCAAAGCGGAGGUCGACCGCUUGAAGAAGAAGGCGGUGCUCGAGAAGUUCGAAGCCCUCGUGGACGAGCAGCUCGAGACAGCGCUACUGAUCUCGCCCGAGCACUAUGAGACCACGCGCGCGAGCUUGGAUAACUACUCUGCGCUCACAAACUUUGUGUGGCAGUUCCUCGAGAAGGUGACGUGGCCUCAAGAUGCGGCGUCGGACCACGAGUACGAUACAGCAUGCAUGAAGUUCGUCCGAGGCGCUCACGUUUUGGCUGUCGAUGCAACAUAUGCACCGAUUUCUUCGAGGCCGGCAAGUUGGUGGUGACGCUACCGUGCGCGCAUGUCUUCCACAACGACUGCAUCAAGCCGUGGAUCACUCGUAACCAUGUAUGCCCGCUCUGCAAGGCGAUCAUCGUGCCAACGCCCGAGACCCUCGGCAGUAUGAGCCCAUGAGUCGAGAUCGAUGCCCGAUGCCAGCAAUCGCAAAGUGGGUUCAUAACGAAGCGCACAUUUUG
Messenger RNA from Saprolegnia diclina VS20, 629 nucleotides. RefSeq lists its product as hypothetical. The record is from RefSeq and is a predicted model, not a curated record. Lineage: Eukaryota; Oomycota; Saprolegniomycetes; Saprolegniales; Saprolegniaceae. The transcript has 3 exons. Bases 32 to 439 code for a protein of 135 amino acids.